CCCCCAACAAGUCGUUGCCCAACACGUGAUAUCACACCCAGUUUGGCAUCUCUACUCGGUGCACGGCCCAAAACCUUGGUGCCAGCUCCAAGCUCACACCCUCGAUAAGGCACCUCCAACCAACCUAUCCCCAACUUCACAGCCCCAUUCGGCGCUCCUCUCCAUACCAAUAACAACCACCCCAACAACCCUCACCAUGUCUCUCGACCCCCCAACCUACCUCUCCUCCCUGCGCAACAACAUCCGCGCCCGCCCCAUCCCGUGGGACGGCGCGGUGCGCGCUGGGACCAUUACGGAGGAACAGCUGGGCCGGAUUCGCGCGGUGGAUAAGGUGAGGAAGGAGCAGAGGAAGAGGACGGUGGAGGAGAAGGUUGAUGCUUAUAGGAACUUGUUCUUGGGCGGGGAGGGGGAGGGGGAGAGGAGUAUACUGGAGAAGGCGGCGAGGAGGGCGGAUGUGGUGCAGUAUGUUUUGGUGCUGUUGGGGGAUUUGCUUGAGGGCAGCCAGACGCUGGUAGAUGGACUUGUCGAGCAUGAGAAUACAUAUGCGCCAUUCUUGCCGCUUUUGGCACAGGCUACGAGCCCCGAAGAGGCUAUCCCCCUCUUAACCUCAACGGCACUCACGACCCUCCUAGCCAGGGAAUCGACUACAAACCCCAAGGGCAGGCCAGCGAGCGACCAAGCGCUGCCCAUCUUAUACAAAUACCUGAGUACUCUCGCCAAGAGCUCGGAUAGCGGACUCCAGGAUAUCGCAGUGAUGGGGUACUCGUUGCUCCUCCGGAGCAGGCGGUCGAGAGAGCUGUUUUGGGAGCACAGAGAUGUGACUGUGCUGCCGCUCAUUUCGAUCUUGAGGACUGCGGCGGGGGUGUCAGCGAGUGAAGAGAGUGCGGCGUCGUUGUGGAGUAGUGCGACGUCGAGGACUGCGGCGGAGGGGUUUAUAAAUGGUGGGAUUGAUUUGCAGUUGCUUUAUCAUGUGCUCUUGGUCAUGUGGCAAUUGAGCUUCGAGGGCGCUGUUAUUGGAGAUGGGCUUGAGGAUGAGUACGAUGUUAUCCCGCUUUUCACACAGCUACUACGGUUAUCGCCCAAGGAGAAAACGACACGUCUGUUAGUUUCGACGCUUUAUAACCUGAUAUCUGGGAACCCGAAAUCCCUCCUUCCUGCGGCGGCACUUGUACGACUACCCGCGCUUCUUCAAAACGUAACCGGACGCCAUCUUACCGAUCCGGACCUGAUUGAGGACCUGACAGCCCUAUCUGAGCUGCUCGAGGAGCACACCAAGACCCAGACGACCUUUGAUCAGUACGCAGCAGAGGUGGAUUCCGGCCACUUACGCUGGUCGCCGCCGCACAGGAACACGGCCUUCUGGGCCGAAAAUGCACGGAGGAUUUUGGAGCACGACAACGGCCACCUGCCGAAGAAGCUGGCUGAGAUUAUUGCCAAGCCUUGGGAUAAUGACAAGCAGGUCCUUGCUAUUGUGUGUAACGAUAUUGGGUGCUUGGUCAAGGAGGUGCCGGAGAAGAGGCAGCAGCUGGAGAGGCUGGGGUUGAAAACGAGGAUUAUGGAGCUGAUGGCUGCGCCGGAUGAGAGCGUAAGAUGGGAAAGUUUGAGGGCUGUUGGGGAGUGGCUGAGAUAUAGCUUCGAAACGAAGUAGACUGUCGUAUUUCAAGAUGGUAGGGGAAUAUGUGACGAGCAGUUGGUGCUAGAGACCGUGUACCAUCAUAGUUCGUGGUUUUGGUGGGGGUUUGCAUAGAGGUGAUACAGAGCCAUUGUGAAGCUUUCCGAUUUUAUUACAGAUUCCACGCGGUAUAGCAUUCAUAUUAUUCACUUGACAGGAAUUGAAUGCAAAUGGAGUUUAUGCUAUCUGACGUCUUUCCGAAUCCAUUUAUUCUUGAUUGUAGCCCAGCCCAGUCCAGAGCCCAGCAUUUUAUGUGGACUCGGACUUCGCCCACCACCUUAUCCGGACUUGAGCUCCCGAUAACAAACACCCCAUAUAAAAGGUUGCUGUCCCCGAC
Molecule: messenger RNA, 2009 nt
Organism: Pseudogymnoascus destructans
Lineage: Eukaryota; Fungi; Ascomycota; Leotiomycetes; Thelebolales; Thelebolaceae
Gene: VMA13
Product: H(+)-transporting V1 sector ATPase subunit H
Exons: 3
Coding region: 197-1648 (483 amino acids)
Biological process (GO): proton transmembrane transport
Cellular component (GO): fungal-type vacuole membrane; vacuolar proton-transporting V-type ATPase, V1 domain
Molecular function (GO): proton-transporting ATPase activity, rotational mechanism
Source: RefSeq, a predicted model, not a curated record